Caenorhabditis briggsae is the source of this 1068-nucleotide messenger RNA. The transcript has 6 exons. The coding region runs from base 1 to 1068 and encodes 355 amino acids. The record is from RefSeq and is a predicted model, not a curated record. Lineage: Eukaryota; Metazoa; Nematoda; Chromadorea; Rhabditida; Rhabditidae.
AUGUUUAUGAAAUUCACCGAAACCGGGAGUACUGUAUCUGCUACAGUAGCUCCUGGCUGGCCAAUGAUUCCAUCUGGAAGCUAUGGAGAGACGAGUUCUCCGGCUCCGAAAUGGUUGUCAAGUGUCGAGUAUGGGAUGUUCAUCUUCGAAAUUAUUUUGAAUGUCUUCAUCGUUUUUCUAAAUGUUUCCGUGUUUUUGGUUCUCUGGAGAGCUACCAGACCAGAAUAUAAGGCUUGCUUCUACAUUAUCAUGCGAACCUUUACCUGUUUUGUAGCAGUGAAUGCGCUGGGAACUUUGGCGACAAUGAUGGAUAGAACGGCUGACGACUUUGAGGAAUGCUGGUACAUAAAACUGAUCCUGAUCGUGAACAUGUUCACCUGCAUCGCUUCUUCAAUCUGGCUCUUUUAUGCUGGUCUCAAUCGAAUGAUGGUUCUCGUCUGGCCAAAUAAAGUGAUCAAUGCCUGGGGAUGCUGGAUUGUUCGUGGUACUCUCACUUGUGCUGCUCUUCUUGCUCUUGCUCUUUCCGUCGUCUACCAGAAAAUGUGCGGAGUUUACACCCGAUACGAUGAAGCAACCAAUACCAUUCAGAUGAUGGCUAGUGAUAUGGCUGAGCCCCUGACAAUCGCUGUUUAUGUUUUCCCGUUGUCUUCGAUUGUGUUUUAUGUAGUAGCAUACAAUAAUCUUCGAAAAAAGAGACUUCUGGUGAUUAGUGAUAAAACGAAGGAGAUUAUCGAUAAAGCCGAAAGACGAACUUUGAAGAUUGGAAUGCUUAUUUUGGUGACCUACACGCUCUCCCUUCUAGUCCAUUUGUGCAUGCUCUUUGCAAUGGAAAACCAAACGUUCAAUGGUCUCUUCAACCGAAUCGAUGAAAUCGUCUCAUGUGCUCCUCAAAUUGCUCUUCCGAUGGCUCUUCUCAGUUGCAAUAGACGUCUUAUUCUUGGAGCCAAAUCCUCUUCAUCGGUUUCUCAUUCUGGAACUGUCCAAGAUUUGUACACAAAGGAGACAACGACUAACAACGAAAAGAAGAGCUCGAUGAAGUCGAAGACCUCCACGGCUUCUAAUUUCUAA